AUAUAUGGGACACUGGUAGCCAUCAAACGGCACACUCUCAGUCGCUCCGACUCGGGAACCAGGGCAUCAGCGGAGAUAGCAGGCUUUACUUCAACCUCUUAGGCUAACUCGCUUUGGGCUUUGGUUCAGGAUGGAAACCUCUCCGAUUUAUCGGAGCCGACGAUGCUCCAUCAUGCGCAACUGCAAAAGCGGUCUCUCCCUCUGGUUGGUGGUGUGGCUGGUCCUCGGCAAGCCAAGUCCGGCAUCGGCGUGCCCGCAACAAUGCGUGUGCUACCCGACGCCCAUGACUGUGAGCUGCCAGGCGCAGAACUUCACCGCCGUCCCGGUCGGAGUGCCCUAUGAGUCGCAGCGUGUGUUUCUCCAGAACAACCGGAUCACGGAGCUUAGAGUUGGCUCGUUUGGCUUUGGGACUCAGGUUCUGUGGCUGUUCUCAAACAACAUCACGUGGAUUGAGGCAGGGGCUUUCAGUGAGCUAAGGGACUUGGAGGAGUUGGACCUAGGGGACAACCCUGGCCUCCAUCGGCUGGAUGGGGGAGCCUUCCGCGGCCUCGAGAAGCUCCAGAGCCUCCACAUGCACCGCUGCAAGCUCACUGCCCUGCCUCAUGACAUCUUUCACAAGCUGUACAGCCUGCAGUACCUCUAUCUGCAGGAGAAUAAUCUCCACUUCUUGCAAGACGACAUCUUCUCUGACCUCAUCAACCUGAGCCAACUUUUCCUGCAUGGCAACCGUAUCCGCACCCUCUCGGAGAACAUGUUCCACGGCCUGGUCAACCUCGACCGCCUUCUCCUCCACGACAACCGCAUCAGACAGGUGAACCGCCGCGCCUUUCGCGACCUCGGCCGCCUGACAAUGCUCUUUCUCUUCAACAACUCCUUGGCUGAGCUGCCCAGUCAAACCCUGAGGGACACACAAGGCAUCGAGUUCCUCCGCCUCAACGCCAACCCCUGGUCCUGCGGCUGCGAGUCCCGUGGCCUGUGGGAGUGGUUCCGCGAGGCCCGCGUCUCUUCCUCCGAGGUGAUCUGCGCAUCCCCUUCAACACGCCGUGGCCAGGACCUCCGCUUUCUCCGUGAGAUGGACUUCGCUCCCUGCCCCCUGCCCGACCCAGGGUCGAUCGCUGGCUCCACCACCACCACCUUCAGCACCAAAACCCGCUGGUGGUUUCACAAGAACAAGCCCCAGUCGUCCAUGAAAGGCGUCAUCGAGAAGGCCUCAGAGACCGUUAAAGCCGGUUUGUACGGGAAAGGCCCGUCCACAACCACCUCAGUGGUCAAGUAUGAGUUGGGUGAGGAUGAGCUGGCGCUGCCCAAACUCGACCCAGAAGAGUACUGGGCCAACUACGGCAACGAGGACUCAGGUGUCACCCUGCGAUGCUUCGAGCUCGAAUGUCCACCUGAGUUUGACCUGCCUCCAUCGUCCUCCUCUCCCUCAUCCUCCUCGCCAUCAGUCCUCUCACUACUAGCCCUUUCUCUUUCAAGCCUCUGCCUGAACCUCAACCGACUGUUCGGCUGAAUCUGACUCUUAGUCGACAUCUUUCCCUUUAAGCCUGUUUUAUAGGCUGUGGGGAUCCCUGUUAGACUCUCGACUCCCCUUUGCCCACUUUGCUCUAUGCCAGUUCUCAAGGCAACAGCAAGGGAGAUGGGGGGGAUGGUCAGUUUUGGAAUCGACCACAGGGCUCAACACUUUUCAGGGCUGCUAAGAGUUCUUCAGUUGAAGUCAUAUUUAUCUACAAUACUCUGCAGGUAUGGCUUUCUGUGUCUUACCUGUAUGAUGUCGUGAUUCCCUGAAAUCAGGGCUACGAGGGCUGAGUCCAUCACAAGUAUCGACACGGUUUGAAAGCAGUUGAUAAUGAUGUUGUCAAUUUUUGACAAGUUCAAACUACUAGUGCUAUUAGUGCAUCCAAUUAACUGGCUGCUACCAAUAUUACAAUUACUGUUAGAAUCAGUGCACAGUGAUGACAGUACUGUAACCACUUAAAGUGUCAUGUAAAUAGGUUUGUGUUUUAGUGAGUGUUGAUAUGUGUGGUUCAGCACUCUCAUUUCAUAUUGAUCCAGGGUAUACUUCUACAGGACAGAGCAGGACACACAAUCAGGCAUGGCUUUACAAUAAUAGAGAAGAUAAUGUCACAAAGAGGGCUGCAAGGUCAACAAACCAGAAGGUAUGAAGACAAGGAAAUUGACUAAUAGGGGAGUGGGGGAGGAUAUUCUAUUUAAGAAACAGUGUUAGAAAGAGAGGGGAAUGGGGGCAGUGUUGUUGCAGCAAUAAGGACAAAAGCAGCAAGAGUACAAGACAACACCCUGAAGGAGACGGCUGGUGGAAGAAGCACCAACAUGCAGGAGAAAAGUAUCAAAUCUACACAUCAGUAGUUAUUCAAUUCAUACUGCUCAUCCAUUAUUUUUGCUACAGAAUACACAGUGUCAUUUACGACAACCACAGGGAAAGAUUGCUUCCUGUCAGGAAGCCAGAUAUUUUUGCUUUUUGAAUGUCUUUCUGUGACAUAAUGAUUUCAUUUGAUUUGUAAAGAUUGUUGAAUGAAGAUGCAUUUCUUGAUAUAAAGAUACGGUGACUAUUUCCUGAAUAAUGUUGUCUAUCAUACUUUUUUGAGCAAUAUUUGCAGAAUGUAUUUUAAAAAAUGAUUCACAGUUAUCUACAUGGUCAUUUUGUGUUCCAAGCUAAAAGAAUUACAAUUAUGGGGUAACAGAAAAAAACCCCAAAAGUUUACUAUAAAGAAGCAGAAUCCACCAAUGUGACCAAACUGUGAAUAAAAGGGACUAGAAGAGAUGAUAGGAACUGACCACAUGGACUUGGUCUUACAGAUAGAGGGCACUCAGCUCCUGCUAUGAUGGACAUCUGUCUAUGUGUGGUGAGAUAAAAUAGGAUGAAUGGAUUAACAAGCUGGCAUCACUGCAAAAGCAAAUACGUCAUUCAGUUUGCCACUACAGUGACUCAUCGGUGGGCGACGCCAGAUGGACAGAAGCAGUGCGAACUAGCUGAUUAGUAAAUAUACUAAGAGAGCAAUGAGAAAGUCUGGUGAGUGUCUGGACCGGAGAGAGCAGGAGAUAAAAAAAGACAGAAACUGGUGGAGAUAAUGAGAAGUGAUAAGAGGUUCUGGUCCUGAAGGCUCACAUUCAGUUCAGGGGAUUAUUUUAGAUGAGACGGCAAAAAAGUUUGGAGCAAGAAUCACAUGAGCAUGCAUUAAAUAAAAUACAAAUAAGGGAAGUGGAAAUAACCAAAUAUAGUCAGUGUUUAUCUAUUCCUCCCUAUUCAAAACAAGUAUUCACACAGUCUUCAGUCAGUGGAGGUGUGCUGAUGUAUAGCAACAGUUUCUCUUCUUCUUCUUUACUUGCCCACCUUUUUCCUCAAGCUCUCUGCAUCUCUCAAGGGCUGAGAGAAUACGGAAGGAGAUGGUCCCUGGCUCCAGUGGAGGUGACAGGGGCAAGGCCAAGAUGUAGUAGGUGUGAAAGAGUAGGAGGUAAUGUGAGAAAGGCACUCACAUAAACAGACCCACACACAGAGCGUGUGUGAGUGUUUGUAUUACAAAUAAUACAAACAAUGUCAUCCAUUUCUCUCUCUCUUAUUUUCAAAUUGACAGAAAAUGUAACCUGAUGAAUUGAGAAAUUGAAAAUGAAGGUCACUGUAAUAAUAAGAAUGUAUGGAGGAAAUAUUCAGUGUGUCAUCCUGUUGUUAAGUCUUUUAUUGGGUUUUGCAGAGGAGGUCAAACUGAGCCCGGGUGCUCUUCAGUGGCCAUCACAAUGAGGUCACUUUCAGAUGACCAAAGUGCCAGUUUCCCUUUGUUCCC
This is a messenger RNA of Labrus bergylta (ballan wrasse), 3797 nucleotides long. It is a transcript of the gene rtn4rl2a, whose product is annotated as reticulon 4 receptor-like 2 a. The record is from RefSeq and is a predicted model, not a curated record. Gene Ontology annotation, cellular component: extracellular matrix. Gene Ontology annotation, molecular function: protein binding. NCBI's taxonomy places the organism in Eukaryota, Metazoa, Chordata, Actinopteri, Labriformes, Labridae.